Molecule: messenger RNA, 315 nt
Organism: Rotaria sp. Silwood2
Lineage: Eukaryota; Metazoa; Rotifera; Eurotatoria; Philodinida; Philodinidae
Source: the annotation of a GenBank genome assembly
AUGUUUCAACCGUUAUCAUUAUCAGGUCGUUCAAAAACACCAUCUCCUUUCUUGAUGAAUGCCUUCGGUGUUGAUAAUACCGCAUCAGCGAUGGAUAUAUUAUAUCGAUGGGUACAUGUAUUCGAUUAUAGCCUUAAAAAAGAAAUAAGAAUUAUAGGCUUUUCAACAGAUGGUGACAAUAAAUAUAUGCGGGCUAUGCGAUUGCUGGCUGGUUUCUUUGCUUCUUUGUCAACGUUUCGACCACAUGAACAUCCCGAUGUAUUUCAGAUAAAAACAGAAUAUCGUUGGCCAUGGUUUUACCUACGCAAGCAAUAG